Guyanagaster necrorhizus is the source of this 816-nucleotide messenger RNA. RefSeq lists its product as uncharacterized. The record is from RefSeq and is a predicted model, not a curated record. The coding region runs from base 1 to 816 and encodes 271 amino acids. The transcript is spliced from 7 exons. NCBI's taxonomy places the organism in Eukaryota, Fungi, Basidiomycota, Agaricomycetes, Agaricales, Physalacriaceae.
AUGGAGGAACCUUCACCAGACGACUUCUACACUGAUUUCCUCCGUUUCUACGACAAGAGUCCUACUUCCCUUAUCGAUAUGCAAACACAGUUAGCACCCGCUCGAGCCGCCGCCAACUCCAAUAUCCCCAUUGUUGUCCUCUUCGCUCAACUAUUGGAUGAAAUUCUCAAUGAAGAGAUGCAAAGGAAGACGGACACUGACUUUGAGCUACUUGUCCGACGGCGAGAUUGGGAUCGACUACUCUCAAUGUUAAGUAUCGUCAAUGAGGCCCAGAUCCGUCCUAACAUCUUUACACAGGCACUCGGGCCCUCCACAAAUGCUCCACCAUCUCUCCUGUCUUGGCGCAGCGCACUGCAAGGUCUAUGCGUCAUUGAUAAGAUAGGUGGUGCACAUUGCAUCCGAGGUAGCGGGGAAGGGGAUGAUUCGUACCCGUUAAUGGUGACUUCCCCGUCCACUAUUACGGAAGUUUCUGCGUCGUCGCCUGGUUCGUCUUCUCUCUCCGUCUCUGCUCUUCCUCUUUCAUGGCCGCUUAUAUGUAGAACGUUGCUUCCAGAAGAAGAACGGUUGAGCCUACCUAAAUUAUCACUUCGCCUUCCCGUAAAACCAACCCCCCCUUUCCUGAAUGCCAAAUUCUACGUUCUUUACUUCUGCUCCAAAUUGCUGACUGCAAACAUGGUACAAGAACUCGAGUUGUUUGCCACGCCAUCCCAGCAAGUACUAAACUACUACUUUGCCUUGGUUCUUAGCAUUUACCCCAAUCUCGUCGCUGCCCAACCCUGGACGACAACAGAAUCCUCAAGGGCAGCCUCAUUGUAA